CGCUCAGUGGGCAGAGGUCCAAGGCAAAGCCUUGGGCAGCCGGCUGAGGAGUCAGAUCUGUUCGCGGUAGGCAUCCAGCAGGCGGAGGCUUGCGUGUCGAGACCCCACCAGGGUGAACUUUCUCAUCUUGGUCUUCACACUCUCCAUGGUCCCAUCCAGCUUCUAAGGGUGAAGCCUCCUUUAUGUAUCCCUCCCUCCGCUCUCCUCAGAAAGAAGAAGCAACCCAGGUUUCCUGGCUCAGGAGAGUGCCUUUGCGAAAAAACCCUGGGUCUCUUGUUUCAGCUCAGUGUUUUAACAGGUAAGAGAAUCAAGACUCAGAAAACCAAGUAGUGCAAGGCAUGGUUUGGAGGCUGCUGCAUGGGCAGGUGCUGACCAGGAGAGAGAGACAAAGGAGCCAAAGAGUCAGUUUGUCAUGAAAAAGCAUUGGACUAGGAGUCAAGAGUAACUCUUCACUAGCUUGGUAUUGUGCAAGUCAUCCUACCUCUCUGGAUCUUAGUUGCUUCAUCUGUAAAAAAGAAGAUAAAAAUUCUUUACCUGCCUGAAGAUGAGGUGGAGGACCAUUCCACUAUGCUAUUGUUUUCUCUUGGUCACAUGUCUACUUGCUGCUCUUCAAGCUGUGCCUAUAGACAUCGACAAGACAAAAGUACAAAAUACUGAACCUGUGGAAAGUGCAAAGAUAGAACCACCAGAUACUGGACUUUAUUAUGAUGAAUAUCUCAAGCAAGUUAUUGAUGUGCUGGAAACAGAUAAACAUUUCAGAGAAAAGCUUCAGAAAGCAGACAUAGAGGAAAUAAAGAGUGGGAAGCUAAGCAAAGAGCUGGACUUGGUAAGUCACCACGUGAGGACAAAACUUGACGAACUGAAAAGGCAAGAAGUAGGAAGGUUAAGAAUGCUAAUUAAAGCUAAACUGGAUUCCUUUCAAGAUAUGGGCAUGGACCACCAAGCUCUUCUAAAACAAUUUGAUCACCUAAAUCAUAUGAAUCCUGACAAGUUUGAAUCCACAGAUUUAGAUAUGCUAAUCAAAGCGGCAACAAAAGAUUUGGAACAGUAUGACAAGACUAGACAUGAAGAAUUUAAAAAAUAUGAAAUGAUGAAGGAACAUGAACGGAGAGAAUAUUUAAAAACACUAGAUGAAGAAAAGAGAAAAGAAGAAGAAUCUAAAUUUGAAGAAAUGAAGAGGAAGCAUGAAAACCAUCCCAAAGUUAAUCAUCCAGGAAGCAAAGAUCAACUAAAAGAGGUAUGGGAAGAGACUGAUGGAUUGGACCCUAAUGACUUUGACCCCAAGACAUUUUUCAAAUUACAUGAUGUCAAUAGCGAUGGAUUCCUGGAUGAACAAGAAUUAGAAGCCCUGUUUACUAAGGAGUUGGAGAAAGUGUAUGAUGCCCAAAAUGAGGAGGAUGAUAUGGUGGAAAUGGAGGAAGAAAGGCUUAGAAUGAGGGAGCAUGUAAUGAAUGAGGUUGAUACAAACAAAGACCGGUUGGUGACUCUGGAAGAAUUUUUGAAAGCUACAGAAAAAAAGGAAUUCUUGGAGCCAGAUAGCUGGGAGACACUGGAUCAGCAACAACUCUUCACGGAGGAAGAACUAAAAGAAUAUGAAAAUAUUAUUGCUUUCCAAGAAAAUGAGCUUAAGAAGAAGGCAGAUGAGCUUCAGAAACAGAAAGAAGAGCUACAGCGUCAGCAUGACCAGCUGGAGGCUCAGAAGCAGGAAUAUCAUCAGGCUGUACAGCAAAUGGAACAAAGAAAGUUACAACAAGGAAUCGCUCCAUCAGGUCCAACUGGAGAACAGAAGCUUGAGCCCCAUGUUUAAAGUUCCGAAGUCCACCAGAACUUGGAAGAAAGCUGUUCAUUCAACAUCUGUUUUAUCUUUUAACUCCUUUUCUUUCUGCUCAAUAAAUAUUUUAAGGCAUAUUUGGAAUAAAGGAAGAUACCUUUAAAAUGAGAA
Molecule: messenger RNA, 1942 nt
Organism: Heterocephalus glaber (naked mole-rat)
Lineage: Eukaryota; Metazoa; Chordata; Mammalia; Rodentia; Bathyergidae
Gene: Nucb2
Product: nucleobindin 2
Cellular component (GO): extracellular exosome; endoplasmic reticulum-Golgi intermediate compartment
Molecular function (GO): calcium ion binding
Source: RefSeq, a predicted model, not a curated record